Molecule: messenger RNA, 3796 nt
Organism: Carassius auratus (goldfish)
Lineage: Eukaryota; Metazoa; Chordata; Actinopteri; Cypriniformes; Cyprinidae
Product: B-cell lymphoma/leukemia 11A-like
Exons: 2
Coding region: 1719-2171 (150 amino acids)
Biological process (GO): regulation of transcription by RNA polymerase II; negative regulation of dendrite development
Cellular component (GO): nucleus
Molecular function (GO): RNA polymerase II cis-regulatory region sequence-specific DNA binding; DNA-binding transcription factor activity
Source: RefSeq, a predicted model, not a curated record
UCACUCUUAAAAGUGCUAUAAAUGUAUCUAGCUCCCUUUGUGCAUGUUGGAGAAUAGUGCGCUGCAUUGAAGCGAAAUCAAAGGCUUAAUAUACAAAAUUCAGAUCGAUACGGUUAUUUUAAUCAUAUGCACUUGUUGAGAACAAUGACCUGAAAAGCAUCGGCACUGUCAGUGUGGUACAGUCGAGCGCAUCCAUUGGGAUUCCCAGAUAGCCCUCGCGCAGAGUUGACCUUUUUACCCAGCGCAAACCUGACUCAACAUUCGCGUAAAUGUUCCGAAACCUCGCGCCGACAAAAAAAACCCACUCACGCACCAGCACAGCGAUCAGUCUUGGUCCAGAAACAAAGAUGUCACCGUAUAAGCCUGCAAAGCAGUUUCACUCACUCGCUCGCUCACGGGUCACGUAUUAUCUCCAGCAUUCGAAUUCAAUUCCGAUCGGUUCCCUAUAGAAUUGUGCCUUUUCCCCGCAGACUGUCACUUGUUCACGCAGUCUCUGCUUUGAGUCUCUUGAGCAGUCGCUAUAGUCUGGUCGUACUUCUACUAGUUCGCAGGGGUAUCUCUCUCUUCCUCCCACCUAAUGCAUUGAACUAGCUUGUCAUCGCGUUCGGUUAUACGCUUCACUUCUCUUUAAUUUCGAAUGCAUCGGCGCUGUUUACAGCAUCUUUAUAUUUCUAAAUCCACGCGGCGGUUUACAGACACCCCCCUCCUCCCUCCAGUCGCCAUUCCCUAUAAUCUGAACACAUCUGAAAAGUUAUUACCCCGGCCCCUUUCUUAUAGUGGGCUGCUCCCACAAUCUAUUCGUCAGUGUGUUGUUAUAUUUUUACAAUUACACUCUUGUAGUAUUUAAGUCCCACCUACAUCGUUUGCAAAGCGCGCGAACGACUAUCCUACCCCGCUCUAUGUGAUGUCCCUUAAGUUUCUCUCUGUUCUGGAGGAAUGUGGCAGCGCACGCGGCUGUUGAACCCACAUGCCCCGGCUCGGAACCUGUCUAUCCUGUUCAUGCAACCCGAACGUGUGUCUGACAAGGAGUUGAGAGACUGUGUUUGAAACACCACCAGUGUCCACUACGAAACCUUAUAUGCGAGGUUCCUCUCCCCCUCUUUUUGUAUAUAUAGCAUGUCCGCCCCCCUUGAAUCUCCUGUCCAUUGGCUUUUCGUGCACUAUUUUCCUGCGUCCACCCCCAGCGCGCGCGCGCGCACACACACACACGCCGCAGCGCACAUUGCUUUCAUUAAACAUAUCUCCCACUCUCUCUCUCUUUCUGUGUGUGCGUGUCUCUCGCUCUCGCUCUCUCGCCUCUUGUCCGGCCCCCUGAUCUUUCUGUCCAUUGGCUUCCUCGGGUCUAUUUUUCAUGUCCAGCCCCUAAUGAGUGUCCAUUGGUUUUGUUAUUUCCACUCCCUCCUCCCACUCCACGGCUUUGCCCUGCCCAUGUUCUGUAUGUCUGUGUCCAUCCAUCUCCUGACGUUCAAGUUCGCAGGGACGUCACGUCCGCACUUGAACUUGCAGCUCAGGGGGGCUUUUGCCAUUUUUUCAUCUCUCUCUCUCUUUUCAAAAAAGCCAUGACGGCUAUCCCACAAUCCAUCUUCCCCUCGCCAUCUUUGUAUUAUUUCUAAUUUAUUUUGGAUGUCAAAGGCAUUGAUGAAGAUAUUUUCUCUGGAGUCUCCCUUCUAACCCGGCUCUCCCGAUGUGAACCGAGCUGAAAGCCGCCACCAACCACCAUGUCUCGCCGCAAGCAAGGCAAACCCCAGCACUUAAGCAAACGGGAUUUUUCGCCCGAGCCCCUGUCUGCCGUGGUCUCGGAGGAGAGGCAGGAACAGCGCGGGCUGGUACAGGUAGCUCCAGAGGGAGACCAGGACCUGCUCACCUGUGGCCAGUGUCAGAUGAACUUCCCUUUGGGAGAAAUCCUUAUUUUCAUUGAGCACAAGAGGAAGCAGUGCAAUGGCACUUUUUGCAUGGACAAAGCAGUGGAUAAGCCCCCAUCGCCCUUGCACGGUGACCUGAGGAGAGCCUCCAACCCUGUGGAGGUGGGCGUCCAGGUCACGCCGGAGGACGAUGACUGCUUAUCAACGUCUUCUCGAGGAAUCUGUCCGAAACAGGAAAACAUUACAGGUAACUUCAUCUCAUGUGAUUUUCCUCUUAAAAAUAGAAGGGCUCUGCGUGUUUUUGUGUGAGGAACAUUUGUGGUGGAGCAGAGUUGUUGUGUGGGCCACAUAUCGUAGACACAUGUCCUUUCUCGGUGGGUCGCCUCAUUCGCAGCUCUGGAGACAUAUCAGAGUGCUGAAUAUUUAAAAGCUGUGGGGCAGGAAGGGGAAAAGGGGUAUAUUCAAUCAAACCUCAAAGUGAGAAGCCAUUACGAAGACCAAAAGAGGAACCGGCAUUACUUCACAGAGUACAAAGAAGAAAAAACAAAAAAGCAUUUAAAAUCAGAUUUAUUAUCUCAAGAUCAUCGCUGCUUGGAAUCAAGGAUCUCUUUCAGAUGGACUCUGUGGGAUUUGGAUAAUUAAGCUCAGAUUCGAACCGUAGAUCGCUUGCAUGCUUUAGUUUAACACAUUUGGACUUUGUGUUUCAAAUCCUUUUUCUGUGUUAACUUGUCGUUCACUCUUCAUGGUAAUGAAAUGAGAAAGAAUGUGGCAGAGUGUGACUUAAAAGUUGUAGAUUUGUUGAAGUAGAGUGCAAAGAGUGUGCUCUUUAUGGUAUGGUGGAUUGCUCAUCCCUACUGGGAGAAAAAAAGGGGGAAUGGUUUGGCACUGGAGGGGCGGUUCGAGGAGUCCUUGCUGUGACAGGAGAGGCCAUCCCCCUCGGUGUGUGUCCACAGGCUCAUGGGAAAUGCCUCUCUGUGCUGCACAGCCUCUCUCAUGUGGUCUGGACAGAUGUAUCUUGAUUCCGUUGUGAAUACUUGUAUAGCCACAUCUUAUCCAUACAAAUGCAUGUGUGCACAUUUUCACUUUCUGUCAAAAAAGGAAAGGAAAUGGAAGGCCGUUCGGUUAUUUUGGUUUGUCAGGCAACAACAACACAAUGCUAAUUAUUUGUUUUAGUUUUGUGGAUGUGCAUUUUAAUUUGCAGUUGACUUUAUGCACUAUAUAAAACACGGAAAAUGCAGUCAUAAAAAAACAUAGUCCCUAGUUUCCACUGUAAACAAAGGCAACCCUGGAAUCUCAGAGUAGCGUAAGUCUAACCUUGCUUAAGCUGAAAGUGAAAUUAACUGCUUUAAGUUUGUCAGUGUGUUAUUAUGUGUCCAUGAGUGUCUUGUGCUGGUGGGGCGAUUUAGAGUGGCUGUUUUUUUAAAUCUAGAAAAUGUGAGAGUGAGACUUUCCAGUCUGUUUUUCUGGCCUGGCUUUACGUUUGGCCAUUCUCUGGUGUGCCUCAAAGAUCAGGUUCCAGGAAGCGUCUGGGUCCGGUUAGACCCAUCAGCAGUCAUUUGGACUUGACCCUUUGCUCUGGGCUAAUUAUCGUCUGCUGAGUUCAAGUAUUGAAGUAUUUUCCAACAGUUCCCACUUGCAUAGUCUGAGAUACAGAAAAUGAAGCCUCCUAGUUUGAGUGUAAAAUGUUUACAAUAAUCUGCUGUGGAACACACUUUUGUGCUAUAGUACAUUUAAAUUUGAUCAGAUAUGGAGGCUGAAUGGGGUCAUUUGUGUCUGCUUGCCCUCUUUGUUUUAAGCAUGUUGAUGCAGUUUCAGCACAAAUUAUACAACCUUUAUGCAAGCUGGCUAUCAUGCACGUCUGUCGUUUCUGUCAGCCGCUAAACUGGGUUAUUAAACUCAUUUACAUCAUAAUGUAUCAGGGUUCAGCUGAUAGC